Drosophila guanche is the source of this 777-nucleotide messenger RNA. Its product is annotated as WEB family protein At3g02930, chloroplastic. The transcript has 3 exons. The coding region runs from base 31 to 708 and encodes 225 amino acids. The record is from RefSeq and is a predicted model, not a curated record. NCBI's taxonomy places the organism in Eukaryota, Metazoa, Arthropoda, Insecta, Diptera, Drosophilidae.
CAAAUUCGUAGUAAAAUUAAUAAAUUAAUUAUGGCUGAACCGAAUAUGUCUGUUCCCACGUCUUUCCUAUAUUUGGAUUGGAUGUCCGAAAUAUUAAUGCAGGACACCAAGGAAAUGGCAACGGAGUUCACUAGAAAAGCAGAGUAUUUAAAAGAACAAGAGGCCAAAGUCCUGGAAAAUGCCAAGCAGCUCAUUCAAAUCGAUCAAUUUGUGGACGAUAUGAAGGCCUGUACACUGAAGCUCGAAAUGGAUCUGAAUGAGAACGAACAGUCGCUGGCAGAGGCGGAGAAGGAAGCCACCAAAUUGGAGCGAUCUUGUUCGACGCUCUCCAACAUUUGCCGCACAGAGCCCCUGACGCCUCACACCUACUUGGAUCUCUUGAAGCUUAUCGAGUCCACGAAGAAAAUGAGCGAAAAGUGCAACAGCCUCACCGAGGAUUUCGAAGAAUUUGGCAAAGAGGCAGCCGAACGCCUGGCUCCUGCAAAUAUGAUUGGUAAACUCAUAGACACUCACAACAAUGUCUUGACCAGCUUUGAGAAGCAGAUCGAAGACUUGGCAGGCAAGGUAUCGCUUAUUGCCAACGAAUACGAGGAUAUCACUGAAAUUCUGAGCAUCAGCAGCCUGUCCACCACGUGCACCUGCGAAAUGGCCAAGGAGGUGCUAGCCAAGGAUUUCUGUAAUGAUUAUAUUCUGAGAAACAACCGAUAACAUGAUAAUGGAUGAUUCACUUAUUGGAUACUAUUCACACAAUGUAAAUGCAAACGUUUAAAACUGAAA